This is a messenger RNA of Perkinsus marinus ATCC 50983, 1473 nucleotides long. Its product is annotated as ATP-dependent RNA helicase DDX25, putative. Gene Ontology annotation, cellular component: cytoplasmic stress granule; nucleus. The record is from RefSeq and is a predicted model, not a curated record. Bases 1 to 1473 code for a protein of 490 amino acids. Gene Ontology annotation, biological process: poly(A)+ mRNA export from nucleus. Gene Ontology annotation, molecular function: RNA binding; ATP binding; RNA helicase activity. The transcript is spliced from 13 exons. NCBI's taxonomy places the organism in Eukaryota, Perkinsozoa, Perkinsida, Perkinsidae.
AUGAGCUCGAAAGAUUCCUCGUCAGAAUCCAAACUGACCGCGGAGGUCGUCAAAUUCAUGAGGGAAGGAGAUUCUAUGGCGAAGCCAAGCAAUGGUAAUACUAAUGACGUGAUAAAGGAAGCUAUCCCUGUAUCGGGGCUGGUGGGGGAGGAGACGGCUAAGGUAACCGUUACUGAGUACACCAACCCAGAGGCCUCUCCUCGGAGUCAAGCCGUGCCGACAGCAACCACCCGAGCGUUGGCUAGUGCUCAUCGAUGGGAAGAUUUGGAUAUGACAAAUGAACUCAGGAGGGGUAUUUUGGAGAAGGGCUUCAUCAAACCUAGCAAAAUUCAGGAAUUGGUCCUCCCUUUAAUUCAAGAUGGUCGUAAUAUCAUCGGCCAGGCUCAGAACGGUAGUGGGAAGACGGCUACUUUCGCUCUGGGUUUGCUCAGUCGAAUAAGCUUGGGGUUGAAGACUUUCCAAGCGUUGAUCCUCUCGCCGACCAGAGAGCUUGCUAUACAGAAUCUGGAUGUUGUCGAAGCGUUGGGGAAAUACACUGGUAAGAGCGAUGUGUGGAUUGGGGGAGUAUCCGAGGUUGACUUUGGUAAGAUACGGAUCAUGCCCGAUAUUCUGCUUCAGAUAUUGUCGGGAACUCCAGGGAAGGUUUUGGAUCUGAUUACUAAGCGAGUAAUUGAUACUCGUAAUGUGAGCAUGUUUGUUUUGGAUGAGGCGGACACUAUGAUACAGGUACAUAACAAUAUGGGAGCCGCUGUGAACAAUAUCAGAUCUGUGCUGCCCAAACACGACCUUCAAAUUUUACUCUUUAGUGCGACAUAUCCAGAGAAUGUGCGUCGAUUCGCCCUCAACUUGGUACCUCAUGCUAGCAAGAUACAGGUCAGCAAGGAGGACCUCACUUUGAGUACUAUUUGGCAAACGUUCAUUAACACUGGAAAGAACUUCCAAAAUAAGGUUCAGAUCCUUUCUGAUCUAUAUGCAGCCAUGAACGUCUCCCAAUCGAUCAUCUUCGUCAAUUCGAGAGUUACUGCUUUCAAUCUGGCCAAGUUACUGCGUGAUGAAGGGCAUUCAGUGUCGUUGAUAUGUGGCACUCAAAUGAGCGGAGCGGAGCAAAUCAGUCCGGAGUAUCGUGAUAAGAUUAUGGACGAAUUCCGCAAUAAGGUCACGAAGGUUUUGAUAGCGACUGAUGUUCUAGCUAGAGGAAUAGACGUGCCUGCUGUCACGUUGGUGGUCAAUUUUGAGUUGCCGAUUGAUUAUUCUGACGGACCUAAUAAUGGGAAAUGCAAUUACGAGACGUAUUUGCAUCGGAUCGGGAGGACAGGUAGAUUUGGCCGUAAAGGUAUUGCGGUUAAUCUGGUAUCAGAAGGAGAGCUGGAGUUGGUGGCUGAUAUCGAGAAUUAUUUUCCGGGCACGAAAGUUGACGAGCUCACUGUCGAUGAAAUUGAUACACUCGAAGAUAGGCUGAAGAAACUACGAUAG